AGUGUGAGCCUUUGCUUGAGACGCACACACAUACACACACACUACACGCCUUUACCUACAGAACAGCAACUUUCUGUACUGGAGCUUCUCUGAUCUACCCAAACACACGCACACAUUUUCACAUCUGUGUGCAGCUACAGAAGACAAGACACAGGCAUUAAGGAGCGGAGGAAGAUAAGGCAAGAGACGGAAGCAAACGCUUUUAAAUGGCCAACAUUGUGACGUCCUUCUGCUGUGUGGUGCUUGCAGCCGUGGUGGUGGUUUAUGCCCAAAGGCGCAGCCAGCAAGGUGCCAGGAUUCAGUAUGAAAGGAUAGGAAGUGAUGUCACUAUGCAGUGUGGCUCUCUGGACAACGACGCCUCGGUAACAUGGAAGGUGAACGGUACAGACGUGAAGGCCCGUCGGCGGGAAGAAGGACCACGGCUCAUCCUGAUGGAAGUGAACAUGAGUAGCAACGGCCUGUACAGCUGCUUCCAGAACCCUGAUGGCCAGCGCCGCGACCAGAUCAAUCUUCGCGUCGGAAUUCCUCCGAAGGAACCGCAGGUGACGUGUCGAUCAAACACCUAUCCCAAAGGCUUCUACUGCAGUUGGCACCUUCAGCAUCCCACCUACAUCCCUACGGACUUCGAAGUCGAUGUCCAACACAACCAGAGGCCCUUAGAGGUGACGAGGGAUGAAGUUCAUAAGAACAGAUGCCAUGUGAAGUUUCCAGAACUUUUCUCCAGCUUUCCUUACCGGGUUAACGUCACGGCAGUGAACUCGCUGGGUCGAGCUUCCAGCGCCAUCAGCUUCGAGGAGUCUUCAAUAGUGAAACCUGACCCACCUGAGAAGGUGGUGGCCAAACCCGUAGCCAACAAUGCACGAAGACUAGAGGUGACCUGGAACAGUCCCAGUACGUGGCCCGAUGUGGAGACCUUCCCGCUGAAGUACUUCCUGCGCUACCGGCCUCUCAUCCGAGACCAGUGGCAGCACGUGGAGCUCUCUGACAGCACCUCCCACACCAUCACCGAUGCCUACGCAGGGAAAGAGUACAUCAUCCAACUGGCGGCCAAGGACAUGGAGAUCGGCACUUGGAGCGACUGGAGCGUGGCGGUCCACGCCACCCCCUGGAUGGAGGAACCCAAGCCCAUCACCUCCACCACCGAGAGCGACAUUAUCCCAGAAACCACCCCUGGACCGCCUUCAGCCGCACCACGAGUGGGUGAACCCACAGCGGCCUGCUCCACCCUUCUCUGGUCAACCCACCUGCUCCUGGCCUGCGUCCUGCUGUCCAUCAUGUGAUGUGUAAGCUUCAUUCCUGUGGAGAAAAAAAUGAGGAGUCUUCUAUUUCUAUUUUGCACAUGUUAAUAGAUAUCGUGCAUUGAUAAUUUAAUUCAAAUUCUUUUUCUCACAAAAGAAAAAAAGACCUAGAAAGAUUAAUACACGCUGACAUUUACAAAAGGAAGACAAAAGAACAAUAAAACAUUUCAACAUCUCUGACGAUGACAGACCAGACGCAGACACAGGAACCGAACCCCAGGGGAGCAAAAGAUUUGGGGACACGAGACUCACCUGCCUGGCAGCACAAGAAGAAAUCAAACAAACAAAACAAAACAAAAUGCAUCCACCUCAUUUUCAUUUGUCACAAGAUUUUUCAGCCCACUUCGAUUCUUCAAACUGUUCCAAGGACAGAAAAAGCUAAUUUUGUGUAACAUCGAUUUCCACGACAUACAGCUAACUCAUCAUGCCAAAGACUUGGACUGUUUUUCUUUUUUUCCCCAUGAUCCCUAGCUUCCCCAAACCUGUGUCUGUAAGGGAUUGAAACUGGCAGUACGAAAUCUUCACGAGCUUCAAAGACUGAAGAGUAACACAUUUAUUUUGAAGGCCAUCAUUUGAUAUCUGUUGUAUUCUUUUUGUUUACCGCUUUUUCGUUUAUCAUUUUUUUGGCCCCUGGACACAGAGAAGUUGAAACUGUAAAUAACAAAUUGGUUUGGACUGUUCUGGACCGCCUUUUGUAACAGGAAGAACAACGUGUCGUGUCAGACCAUCUGAAGAUUAAGCACCGUUCUGAAACAUCUUUUCAUUCUUUGCCUAUUUGCCUUUCACCAUCAGUUUUUGCAGACUUUUCUAGUAAAUAUCACAGUUUAAUACUACCUUCUUCAAGACAUAUCGUUUGGCUUUGUUAUCAUUGAAUAAAAUAUAAUUUU
This is a messenger RNA of Sinocyclocheilus grahami, 2185 nucleotides long. Its product is annotated as ciliary neurotrophic factor receptor subunit alpha-like. Gene Ontology annotation, cellular component: signaling receptor complex; membrane; external side of plasma membrane. Gene Ontology annotation, biological process: cytokine-mediated signaling pathway; positive regulation of cell population proliferation. The transcript is spliced from 9 exons. Lineage: Eukaryota; Metazoa; Chordata; Actinopteri; Cypriniformes; Cyprinidae. Gene Ontology annotation, molecular function: interleukin-11 receptor activity; interleukin-11 binding. The record is from RefSeq and is a predicted model, not a curated record. The coding region runs from base 207 to 1280 and encodes 357 amino acids.